CUAGCACAUAAUAAAUUAGAUGGGCCUAUUCCAGAUUCAUUUGGCAAAAUGCUGGCCUUAGAAUUCUUGGAUUUGAGCAAUAACAAUCUAACCGGUGAAAUUCCAAAGUCAUUAGAAGCUCUCGUGUAUCUCAAAUACUUGAACUUCUCAUUUAAUGAACUCAGUGGAGAGAUUCCCACGGGUGGUCCUUUUGCAAAUGCCAUAAGUCAAUCUUUCUUGCAAAAUUAUGCCCUUUGUGGUGACUCUAAGUUUCAUGUUUCACCAUGCGUCAUCAAAUCUCCGAAGAAGUCAAAGAGAAAAAAGAUAAUCUUGGUUUUGUACAUCCUUUUGGGAGUGGGUAUGCUAUUUCUUGCAUUAGCCCUCGCAUAUGUAUUUUUAAGAUGGAGAAAGAUAAAGAAGAAUGCAGAUCAAGCAGAUGUCUUUCCGGUAAAAGGGAAACAUGAAAGAAUUUCUUACUAUGAACUUGAACAAGCAACAGAAGGAUUCGACGAAAGCAACUUGCUUGGUAGUGGGAGUUUCAGCAAGGUUUUCAAAGGGAUACUUAAGGAUGGUACUCUUUUGGCAGCAAAGGUAUUCAAUGUGCAAUUGGAGGGUGCAUUCAAAAGUUUUGAUACAGAAUGUGAGAUGCUGCGCAACCUCCGCCAUCGAAAUCUUACAAAAGUCAUCACCAGCUGCUCCAACCCUCACUUCAAAGCCUUGGUAUUAGAAUACAUGCCGAAUGGGACACUUGAAAAAUGGCUAUACAAUCACAACUUUUUCUUAGACAUGUUGCAGAGAUUAAGUAUAAUGAUAGAUGUUGCAUCUGCAAUAGACUAUCUCCACAAUGGCAAUUCAACACAUGUGGUGCAUUGUGACUUGAAGCCAAGCAACGUCUUACUAGAUCAAGAAAUGGUUGUCCAUGUCAGCGAUUUUGGCAUUGCAAAAUUGUUAGGUGCAGGGGAGGAUUUUGUUCAAACAAGGACAAUAGCAACCAUUGGAUAUAUUGCUCCAGAAUUUGGACAAGAUGGAAUAGUCUCCACAAGCUGCAAUGUUUAUAGUUUUGGCAUCGUGAUGAUGGAGACGUUCACAAGAAGGAGACCAAGUGAUGAAAUAUUUACCGGAGAAAUGAAUAUACGAUGUUGGAUUAAUGAUUCUUUUCCGAGUGGUAUUCAUAAGGUGGUGGAUUCUAAUUUGAUACAACCAAGGGAUGAACAAAUCGAUGCAAAGAUGCAUUGUUUGUCAUCUAUCAUGAAAUUAGCUUUGAGCUGCACUGUAGUGACACCUGAUGCAAGAAUUAGCAUGACAGAUGUUCUUUCAACACUCGAAAAGAUCAGACUCCAGUUUGUCAAUAGUCUCCGCUAGGUAGAAUUAGACUGUUGUGUUUUACUAAGUGUGAAAAAUUAA
Solanum stenotomum is the source of this 1383-nucleotide messenger RNA. Its product is annotated as probable LRR receptor-like serine/threonine-protein kinase At3g47570. Gene Ontology annotation, biological process: protein phosphorylation. The transcript is spliced from 2 exons. Lineage: Eukaryota; Viridiplantae; Streptophyta; Magnoliopsida; Solanales; Solanaceae. Gene Ontology annotation, molecular function: protein kinase activity; protein binding; ATP binding. The record is from RefSeq and is a predicted model, not a curated record. The coding region runs from base 49 to 1341 and encodes 430 amino acids.